GUGUGGCAGGCAAAAGGUGAACAUCAAAGCCUCUCUGUCCCCGGUUUCUUCACAUCUCGCGCCUCCGCGGGCGUCGGGCCGCCCCCGUGAGCCUCCCCGGUUGGACUGGGUUUUAGGGACCCCCGAAGCCGGACUGCAAAGCUUCCCACCAGCCCUUCCCGCGAACCUCCCAGCCCUGGCCGCAAGCCCAGCUCCGGGCGCAACGAGGUGGGGCCGGGGGUAGAAGCAGUCUCAGCGCGGCGGGGGUCGGGGGGCGAGGAAGCCCCCCCACUCACGAGAAAGCUCUUACAUCAGCCGCCCCACGUGCAAUCGGAGAGAGGGAGGAAGUCGCUCCUCUAUUCGGGCUGCGCCUUUCCCCAGCCUCCGCCCCGCCCGCCGCGCGUCUCCCCGCCCCGUCCUUGGUGCAGCCGCGGCCGCCGAGCCGAGCAGCGCCGCGCGGGGCCGAGUGGAGCCGAGCAGCUGCCGUGCCGCGUCGCCGGUUUAAGCGCAGUGCAGGCCGCGGCCGGGGGCGGCGGUAGUGAGCCCAGCGCUGCGCUCCAGCCCCCUUUUCCCUCCAUGGUUUCUCUCCGCUCCCGUGAGUAACUUGGCUCCGGGGGCUCCGCUCGCCUGCCCGCACACCGCCCGCCACCCAGGACCGCGCCGCCGGCCUCCGCCGCUAGCAAACCCUUCCGACGGCCCUCGCUGCGCAGGCCGGGACGCCUCUCCCCCCUCCGCCCCCGCCGCGGAAAGUUAAGUUUGAAGAGGGGGGAAGAGGGGAACAUGGACAUGAAGAGGAGGAUCCACCUGGAGCUGAGGAACAGGACCCCGGCAGCUGUUCGAGAACUUGUCUUGGACAAUUGCAAAUCAAAUGAUGGAAAAAUUGAGGGCUUAACAGCUGAAUUUGUGAACUUAGAGUUCCUCAGUUUAAUAAAUGUAGGCUUGAUCUCAGUUUCAAAUCUCCCCAAGCUGCCUAAAUUGAAAAAGCUUGAACUCAGUGAAAAUAGAAUCUUUGGAGGUCUGGACAUGUUAGCUGAAAAACUUCCAAAUCUCACACAUCUAAACUUAAGUGGAAAUAAACUGAAAGAUAUCAGCACCUUGGAACCUUUGACGGAGUCUCGCUCUGUCGCCCAGGCUGGAGUGCAGUGGCGCCAUCUCAGCUCAAUGGACAUUAAUCGAGAGACAAAGAAGGCAUCAAUUCAAACUUCCUUGGACACCUUUUUUAAGAGACCUGGGCCAUCCAAACCAUCCCCCAAAGCCCUUCUAAAUUCUAAGAAGAAAAAAUUAGAAUGUCUGAAAAGCCUGGACCUCUUUAACUGUGAGGUUACCAACCUGAAUGACUACCGAGAGAGUGUCUUCAAGCUCCUGCCCCAGCUUACCUACUUGGAUGGCUAUGACCGAGAGGACCAGGAAGCACCUGACUCAGAUGCCGAGGUGGAUGGUGUGGAUGAAGAGGAAGAGGAUGAAGAAGGAGAAGAUGAGGAAGAUGAGGAGGAUGAGGAUGGUGAAGAAGAGGAGUUUGAUGAAGAAGAUGAUGAAGAUGAAGAUGUAGAAGGGGAUGAGGAUGAUGAUGAAGUCAGUGAGGAGGAAGAAGAAUUUGGACUUGAUGAAGAAGACGAAGAUGAGGAUGAGGAUGAAGAGGAGGAAGAAGGCGGGAAAGGUGAAAAGAGGAAGAGAGAAACAGAUGAUGAAGGAGAAGAUGAUUAAGGCCCCAGAUGACCUGCAGAAACAGAACUGUUCAGUAUUGGUUGGACUGCUCAUGGAUUUUGUAGCUGUUUAAAAAAAAAAAAAAAAAAAAAGGUAGCUGUGAUACAAACCCCAGGACACCCACCCACCCAAAGAGCCAAAGAAUAGUUCCUGUGACAUUCCGCCUUCCUUCCAUGUAGUCCCUCUUGGUAAUCUACCACCAAGCUUGUGGACUUCACCCCAACAAAGUUGUAAGCGUUGUUAGGUUUUUGUGUAAGACUCUUGCUGUAGCGUGGAUAGCUGUGAUUGGUGAGUCAACCGUCUGUGGCUACCAGUUACACCGAGAUUGUAACAGCAUUUUUACUUUCUGUACAACAAAAAAGCUUUGUAAAUAAAAUAUUAACAUUUUG
This is a messenger RNA of Pongo pygmaeus (Bornean orangutan), 2072 nucleotides long. It is a transcript of the gene ANP32B, whose product is annotated as acidic nuclear phosphoprotein 32 family member B. Lineage: Eukaryota; Metazoa; Chordata; Mammalia; Primates; Hominidae. Bases 760 to 1683 code for a protein of 307 amino acids. Gene Ontology annotation, biological process: regulation of apoptotic process. Gene Ontology annotation, molecular function: histone binding. The transcript has 9 exons. The record is from RefSeq and is a predicted model, not a curated record. Gene Ontology annotation, cellular component: nucleus.